Messenger RNA from Thelazia callipaeda (thelaziosis nematode), 1755 nucleotides. NCBI's taxonomy places the organism in Eukaryota, Metazoa, Nematoda, Chromadorea, Rhabditida, Thelaziidae. The record is from the annotation of a GenBank genome assembly.
AUGAGUCCUAAAGCGGUUCAUAUUUGUGAUGGUUCAGCUGAAGAAGCAGAUAGAAUCAUUGAACAAAUGGUUAGUGAUGGAAGGCUGACGAAGUUGAAUGCAUAUGAAAAUAACUACUUGUGCAGAACUGAUCCAAAAGAUGUUGCUCGGGUGGAAAGUAAGACAUGGAUGGUGACGUCAGAAAAAUUUAACACAAUAUGCCACAUUGCUAAAGAUGUGAAACCGAUUAUGGGUAACUGGAUGUCACCUCAGCAGUUUAAGAGGGAAAAAGAUGCACGGUUUCCCGGUUGCAUGAAGGGUCGAACUAUGUAUGUUAUUCCGUUUUCGAUGGGUCCGGUUGGUGGACCGAUUUCAAAAAUUGGAAUUCAGGUAACUGACUCCAGCUAUGUAGUUCUUUGCAUGCGUAUCAUGACUCGUGUAACACAAAAAAUAUGGAAUAUAUUGGGAGAUCAUAAUUUUGUGAAGUGUGUUCAUUCAGUUGGGCAGCCUUUACCAGUGAAAGUGAAUAACUGGGCGUGUAAUCCGGAGAAGACGAUCAUAGCUCACUGUCCAGCAGAACGUGAAAUUUGGUCAUUUGGUUCUGGUUAUGGUGGUAAUUCGCUUCUCGGUAAAAAAUGUUUUGCUCUGAGGAUUGCUUCAAAUAUUGCCAGAGAAGAAGGCUGGAUGGCGGAACAUAUGCUUAUAAUGGGAGUGACACCACCAAAAGGAAGAGAACGUUUCAUUGCUGCUGCUUUUCCUUCAGCUUGUGGAAAAACUAAUCUUGCGAUGUUAACUCCAUCUCUCUCGGAUUGGAAAGUCCGAUGCAUUGGCGAUGAUAUAGCAUGGAUGAAGUUUGGUAAGGAUGGUAGAUUAUAUGGUAUUAAUCCAGAAGCUGGUUUUUUUGGAGUAGCACCAGGAACAUCUAAUAAAACCAAUCCGAUGGCUGUUGCAUCAUUCCAGAAAAAUAGUAUUUUUACGAAUGUUGCUGAAACUAUUGAUGGGGAAUAUUACUGGGAAGGUUUAGAAAAAGAGAUCAAGGAUCCGAAAGUCGAAAUGAUUAACUGGUUGGGUCAGAAAUGGCGUAUUGGAGACAAAGGUCAGGCUGCACAUGCAAAUUCUCGAUUUGCAUGCCCAGCAAGACAGUGUCCAAUAAUUCAUCCACAGUGGGAAGAACCUGGUGGAGUACCGAUUGAUGCUUUUAUUUUCGGUGGAAGAAGACCGGAAGGUGUGCCUUUAGUGUAUGAAACUUUUUCGUGGCAACAUGGAGUUUUCGUCGGUGCUUGUCUGAAGUCUGAAGCAACAGCUGCAGCUGAGUUCAAAACCAGAACAGUGAUGCAUGACCCAAUGGCUAUGAGACCAUUUAUGGGUUACAAUUUUGGGAAGUAUCUUCAGCACUGGUUGAACCUCAAUAACGGCUUUAAUAAGGUUCCGAAAAUUUUCCAUGUUAAUUGGUUUCGCCGUGAUCAAAAUGGCAACUUUCUUUGGCCUGGAUUUGGUGAAAAUAUUCGAGUGAUUGAUUGGAUUUUAAAACGAUUAGACGGGGAUGAAUCAAUCGGGGAAGCAAGUGCGAUUGGUAUUUUACCUAAAAAAGGUUCAUUAAACCUCAGAGGCCUUGAAAAUAUUAAUAUCGAUGAAUUGAUGAGUCUACCGAAACAGUAUUUGGUGGAAGAUGCUCAGGAAAUUCAGAACUUCAUGGAAGAACAGGUUGGAUCAGACCUACCUCAAGAAAUUCGAACAGAAAUGGAAAAACAUUGUGAACGAAUCGCAGCUCUGUAA